Messenger RNA from Anthostomella pinea, 549 nucleotides. The record is from the annotation of a GenBank genome assembly. Lineage: Eukaryota; Fungi; Ascomycota; Sordariomycetes; Xylariales; Xylariaceae.
AUGUCCGUCCCGUGUAGAUACGCAGCACGCAGCUGCGCGCGCACACUGCGCUCCAGCAGUUCACUCCGCGCCUCCUCUUCGUUCCUACAGAGCACCACAUCCUCGACACAGAGACGGCACAACUCGACCGAGGCAGCUGCUACGAGCCCCAAGAUCGCCGGAAUCGUCGAUCAAAUCAGUCAAUUGACUCUUCUCGAAACCGCCGACCUUGUAUCCAGCUUAAAGUCCCGACUCAACAUCCCCGACAUGCCCAUCGGAGGCUUCGCAGCAGCCGCACCCGCCGCCCCAGCCGUUGCGGAGGAGGCCGACGAGCCCGCGCCAGCCGCCCAGGAGAAGACGCUGUUCAGCGUGAAGCUGACGGCAUUCGACGCGGGAGCGAAGGCGAAGGUCAUCAAGGAGGUGAAGAACCUGUUGGGCCUGAGCUUGGUAGACAGCAAGAAGUUCGUCGAGAGCGCGCCCAAGAUGAUGAAGGAAGCCGUGCCCAAGGACGAGGCCGAGAAGAUCAUCGCCACCAUGAAGGAGCUCGGCGCCACUGUCGUUAUGGACUAA